CCAGGAAGAGGGGCAGUGGGGGGUGCCCGUGUGAGUCCUGCAGGACCGGCCCAGGCCGCUGCUCUGGAAGGGUGGCCGCGAGGCAGCUGCAUAAUCGCCAGUUAGGAGCCGCGGCGGCGUGUACGUGAAGGCGCGCCUGGAGAGUUCUGCUUAAUCUUGCCCCGAGCCUCACCUUCUUUCUCUGUUUUCUCUACGUUUAUGUCAUUACUCGUCUUUUCUUAGCUCCCCUGGCGGGCAGAGGGGGAGGUUCGGCUGCUGCUGGCGGGCCUCUCCCCUGCGUUUUCUGUCCUUUAGUCCCUCUGCUCCCGAGAAGCUGUGACGUCCUCGUUCGGUCCUCGUGUCGGAGACGUAGCUUGUUUGAGCUUAGGUUUCCAUUUCGGGCUGACAUCUGGAGCGCCAGCUGCAGGGCGCCGUGGGGGUGCACUCGCAUCCCCUCUGGGGACAAGGGAGGGCAGGGACCGUAAGUGCAGGUAAGGCAGAUAAACGUGAUGUCUGCAAAAGGCUGUGGCGCAGGUGGGGUCUCACAGAGCCGGAAGUGCAGGGACUUGCCUUGUGGACAGCGAGUAGAAAGGAAGCUAAGGAAGUGUAGGAGGAGGGCGGGAGGAAGCUGCAUAAACCCGCCCCCGAGAGUGGGCGAGACGCUGGGUGGCCAGGACCCCGGAUGCGGCCGGCGUGCGUGCGUGCGCGCGCACGCGGUAAUGUUUCUCGGGCUGGCGCAGCGUUGAACCAGUUUCCAACUCGCGGGUGUGACCGACCUGGUGAAUCGGAUCGGGGUGUGAACUGACGAGCGUGUGAACUUUCAUGGGACCUGAGCCGGACCUCAGACCUCCCCAGCCGCGUGCUGGGGCCGCCCCCGUGGGGUCGGAUGGCGCGUGCGUGUUUGCCGAGAGGUGCCGCACCCCGUCUUCGGGACUGUUGUGCAAGCAGGAGCAGUGCGGUGGGUCCAGCCCGGCAGGGCCCCGGGCUGCGGUGUGGAGGCUCCCGGCGCAGGGGGCCCGCGUCGUGUGUGUGCUCGAGGUUUCGCCCAGAGCACGUUGGGUGUUUUCUGAAGCUGACCGUCUUCUUCCUCGACAUGUGCGGUGGAGCUGCUGGGUGGAGGAGCAGGUCUUCCGACAUUUUAUUAGGAUGAUCUUCAAGCACAGCAAAUUUGAGAGGAUUUCGUGCUAGACAGCUAGGACCGUGGUGAGGAGGUGCACGGCCCUGACCUUCACAGCCUCCGAGGAGAAACUUCUGGUGGCCGACAAGUCUGGAGACGUUUAUUCCUUUUCGGUGUUGGAGCCACAGGGAUGCGGCAAGCUUGAACUUGGGCACCUGUCGAUGUUGUUGGAUGUGGCCGUGAGUCCCGAUGACUGCUACGUCCUCACCGCCGACCGGGACGAGAAAAUCCGGGUGAGCUGGGCCGCGGCACCGCACAGCAUCGAGUCCUUCUGCCUCGGGCACACGGAGUUUGUGAGCCGCAUCUUCGUGGUGCCCGACCACCCCGAGCUACUUUUGUCCGCGUCCGGGGACCGUACCCUGAGGCUCUGGGAGUACAGAAGUGGCCGAGAGCUGCACUGCUGUCACCUGACCAGCCUGCAGGAGCCGGCGGAGCCCUGGGGUGACGAGAGGUUUGCCGCCUCCAGGAUCACUUACCGGAGCCAGGACGGCUGCGUGGCGCUGCUGUGUGACUGUAUUCCCGCGGUCUACGUUUUCCAGCUCGAUGCCGCCAGACAGCAGCUGGUUUACAGACAGCGGCUGACGUUUCGGCACAGAGUGUGGGACAUCGCUUUCGAGGAGGGCCGGGGACUGUGGGUCCUGCAGGACCACCGGGAAGCCCCCCUCGUGCUCUGCAGGCCUGUGGGCGGCCAGUGGCAGGCUGCUCCUGAAGACGCCGCGGUAGAGAAAGUCUCCGCCCAUCUCCGGGGGAACUGGGCCAUGCUGGAAGGCGUGGCUGGCGUGGACGUCGGUUUCAGUGGUCUCUACAAGGCCACCUUUGACAACGUGACUGCCUACCUGAGGAAGAAGGAGGAGAGGCUGCAGAAGCGGCGGCAGAACCCGGCUGCUGGGCCUAACGGGCAGGCCAAGAAGAUGAAGCCAGGGGAGGCGUCCCUGAGGUGCCCGUCCUAGCCGCCCCCGCACUCUCGUGGCCUCGAGCCAAAGCCGGCUGUGCUGUCCCCUCUGCCCGCGGCUCCCCGUAAGAAAUGGGGACAGCGUUCCCGACCCACGCUUGGUGGCAGUUGGGUCCGCACCAGCUCCGCACGCGCGUGGGCCGUGGGCCGUCCCAGAGAACUGGUCGGUAUCCUGGCUCUAGAACUUUCCUCCGCCGAACAGGCUCUUCUGCCUGGCGUCUUGGGCACCCUUCUGGUUGAAGGGAAACCGGACGGCCUGGUACUCAGCCAGAGGUGCAACGAGUGGUGCCGGUGCCUUGAAGCGCCUUUUCUUCGUAUCGGAGGAGACCGGAACCUGUGGUGGGCGUGGCGGCCGUGGAGCUUCCACUGUUCCCGUGGCGCUGGACGCUUCUCCUCCAGGGGAGUCCGUGAGCUCUACGGCAGCGUGGGCGGCACGUUUCGUCCCUGUGUCUCCCUCUAGAAGGUGGGGCGUGCUGUCCGGCGUGGGGGCUGCCGCCGGGCGGGGCCCGAAACCCAAGCGGGGUGGCUCCGUUCCUCCGGUGGCCGCCACCGCCGUCUGCUCGGUCCCCGCCGCCGUGACGUGAGCUGGUCGGGGCACGGGGCGCAGACUGGACUUCUUCAGGGCGUGAGGACCCGGGAGCCCCGACCGGAACCCAGCUCUCCAGGGAAACGGUGGAGGGUGUUACGUAUAUCUGUGAUUUCCGCGUCAACGCUGCACGGGAUGCAAAGACACGGGGCAUCCACUGGAUUCUAAUCACCGAUGAGUAGAGAUGAGCUUUUUGUAGCUUCUGGAAAUGUUUAGGAGCAACAUUUGGAACUAAUUUCAAAAUAUAUUGAGCAAAACCGUC
Leopardus geoffroyi (Geoffroy's cat) is the source of this 2956-nucleotide messenger RNA. It is a transcript of the gene WDR4, whose product is annotated as WD repeat domain 4. Gene Ontology annotation, cellular component: cytosol; tRNA methyltransferase complex; nucleus. The transcript has 9 exons. Gene Ontology annotation, molecular function: protein binding; tRNA (guanine(46)-N7)-methyltransferase activity. Bases 1318 to 2106 code for a protein of 262 amino acids. The record is from RefSeq and is a predicted model, not a curated record. Lineage: Eukaryota; Metazoa; Chordata; Mammalia; Carnivora; Felidae. Gene Ontology annotation, biological process: RNA (guanine-N7)-methylation.